Molecule: messenger RNA, 918 nt
Organism: Babesia bovis T2Bo
Lineage: Eukaryota; Apicomplexa; Aconoidasida; Piroplasmida; Babesiidae
Product: RLL sequence motif containing protein
Exons: 5
Coding region: 150-899 (249 amino acids)
Source: RefSeq, a predicted model, not a curated record
CUGUGAAUGUGUACCUUUAACCUAAAUGGAAUCCACGUGUUUAAUUUAUCCAUGCACAUGACGUAUUAAACGGGAGAAUUCCACGUUCAAUUUUGUCAUGCAUAUCAUUCAGUUAAUAUUCCUACAAGUGUUAUUAUACUGUAUAAAUUAUGUGUAAAGUUAUAAAUAGUCAGCGCUUUCUUGAGCGUAAGCUACGGGCUGUUAAUAUCGAUGUUCCAUCGAAUAUAGUAAAAAGUUUUAAAGUCUUAGUUUUGAAGCUAGAGGAAGAAUACAUAAGGCAUUACACUAUUGUAGAACGCCAGACGCUAAGAGAUCUAAAUUCCAUCCACUGGGUUCCAUCGUUGAGAAGGUAUUGCAACUCACUAGGAGUUAGCAUUAGUGAUAACUUUUUUAUAAACGACGAUCUUACACUUGAAGGAAUUUUUUAUAUAUUGAAUAAAUUAACUUCGAUAGCAUUAGAAGAAGAGUAUGUAGAUUUAGCGUCAGAUUCUCAACUAGAGUCUUUUGAUAAUAGCAAUUACUUGGACUUAGCCCAUCGUAAUUUGGAUAUAAUGAAAGAAAAGGUCAAUCAUAUAUUUGAAUGUCUUGAUAUACCACCAUUAGGAAGCCACAGUUCUGUUGGGGAAGUCCGUUCAGCCAUAGAACUCCUAUUAGAGUUAUUUUAUAGAUGGUCACAUGAAACAUCGAAAGGGAAUACGCAAGAUGUGGAAUUUAUGAUAGAUUUGGGUGAGGUUCCUUCUGGUAUAAUAUCAGAGAAACGAACUGUAGUCACAGCUACUCGUAUAUUACGUGCACUUCAUUCUAAAGAACUUUCGAGGCUGCAGGACGAAAUAAUAUGGCUCACAGAGAGAUUCCAACAGUUAACGGCAAAUCCAUGCACCAACAUUAAGUCAUCAUAAUAUAUUAUUGGAAUAUUAC